Molecule: messenger RNA, 1768 nt
Organism: Cololabis saira (Pacific saury)
Lineage: Eukaryota; Metazoa; Chordata; Actinopteri; Beloniformes; Belonidae
Gene: slc25a33
Product: solute carrier family 25 member 33
Exons: 7
Coding region: 163-1104 (313 amino acids)
Biological process (GO): pyrimidine nucleotide import into mitochondrion
Cellular component (GO): mitochondrion
Molecular function (GO): pyrimidine nucleotide transmembrane transporter activity
Source: RefSeq, a predicted model, not a curated record
GCGGGGCUGAUCCCUCACCCCCCUCCUCUGACAGCUGAUGCAGGCCGGCCGACUCCACACCAGGCAGCGCGCUGGAAUAGUUACAUCCUCUCUACACGUUUAGCUCGGCUUUUCAAACAGAGGACAAGUGAGACCAUGGUGAAUUUUUGAAAAAGGAAAAACAUGGCACAGAAAGACACGCUGCUGCACCUCUUCGCCGGGGGAUGUAGUGGCACAGUGGGAGCCAUCGUGACAUGUCCCCUGGAGGUUUUGAAGACACGAUUGCAGUCCUCUGGCCUCAGCCUUCGACCUGUCUUCCAUGUUCAGCUUGGUACCCUCAGUGGCACUGGGGUUAUCCGACCAGGGCCCGUCACUCCUGGGCUGUUGCAAGUCCUACGAUCAAUUCUUGAAAAAGAGGGACCAAGAUCUCUUUUCCGUGGACUGGGGCCAAACCUUGUAGGUGUUGCCCCUUCAAGAGCCAUUUACUUUGCUGCAUACUCGAAGUCCAAAGAGGUAUUCAAUGGGCUGUUUGUUCCCAACAGUGGAUUGGUGCACAUGUCCUCAGCUGGUGUUGGAGCUUUUGUUACCAAUUCUCUGAUGAACCCCAUCUGGAUGGUCAAGACCAGGAUGCAGCUGGAGAAAAAAGCCAGAGGAGAGAAAAAGAUGAAUGCACUGCAGUGUGCACGUUAUGUUUACAAAACGGAGGGAAUCCGGGGCUUCUAUCGUGGCCUUACUGCAUCCUACGCUGGCAUCUCAGAGACCAUGAUCUGCUUCCUCAUCUAUGAAACGCUGAAGAAACACAUCGCUAACAGCCAGCUCACCUCAGCGAACAGUGAAAAAGGGAAAGGAGCCUCGGACUUCCUGAGGCUGAUGAUGGCAGCGGCUUUUUCGAAGGGCUGCGCAUCUUGCGUCGCUUAUCCACACGAGGUCAUCCGGACAAGACUGCGCGAGGAAGGCAGCAAGUACAAGUACUUCUUCCAGACCGGGAGGUUGAUAGCCGUGGAGGAAGGCUAUGCAGCUUUUUACAGAGGACUCAUUCCACAGCUCAUUAGACAAAUCCCUAACACGGCCAUCGUCCUCUCCACCUAUGAACUCCUCGUCUACCUGCUCGGAGAUUCCAAGUGAAGGCUCCUUUGAAUUUUGGGACUUUUGGGACAAACAAUAGAUGCCACCCAGUGGGUGGACUUUUGGAAAAUAUAGCACUUACAGCUUUUCAUGUGGUGCUACACAGACUGUUAUGAAGGAACAGUAGCAGCUUGUAGUGAUAUCCAAAGAGCUAUAUACCUUAUUUAAUUAUAAAGCUUGUUAGGAGUUCAUCAAAAAUAAUGCAAGAAGUCGUGGAACUUAUUGAAACUCCAAACCUGUGGAAAAAGGUCAUCUUUGUAGGGGACUAGUUUUAAGUUAACUAAAUUAUUUUUGUUUUUGUUAUUUUAUGACUUCGUUUUCUUUUCACCAUUGUAUUGUAACACAGCUAAGGAGGUUGAUACUGAGUUAAAAAAGGAAUAUCUUUCUAAAGACAUAGCAAUAUCGCUGUUCUCAGCAAGGCAGUAACAGGACAGGCUACUUUAAGAUUUCUGUUAAACGAUCUGUUGAAUUACAAGUUUGAGCUACAAAGAGACUUGUCAUAUUUUUCCAUAAAUGUACAUAUCUGCAGACUUUAUCUGUGUGUUUUUUUUUGUUUUUUUUUUCUUGUGAAGAAGAUCCUUGAGUUUUACAAUAUAAGAAUUUGAGACUUAUUUGACCUUUGUCUCAAUAAAAUGCAUAAAAACAUCACUUAAUAAUGAAAUAA